AUGACAUUCAAUGAGGACGAUGAACGCCUCUACUCUGAGGCCUUUGACCUGGAGGCUCUGCUCACCCCAACACCACCAGGAGGAGUUCAAGAGCCUGAGCCCCAGGACAUCCUGGUGGAGUCCAUCAUCCAGCCGCCUUCUCCUCUGGAGGAGAGUGCAGUGGUGCGGGCUCUCCGCGAACAGCUCCGAGAAGCAUGGGCUGAAAUCAGCUCUCAGGCUGAGGUGAACAAGGCCCAAGAGCUGAAGCUCCAAACUCAGCAACAACGGGCUGACGACUCUGCCGCUGAGCUGCUGGAGGCAAAGAGGAAGCUCCAAACCACAGAGAGCAGCUUUAGGGAGCUGACCAAAGACUUUGGGGAUAUCCGCUACCUGUACAACAAGGCGGUGUCUGACACGGCCAACCAGGCCAAGAGCUCGGCCAUGGACACAGAGGGACUCUCUCAGCGGGACAUGUCCAGCCAAACAUCUCCUGAGGACUUUGUCUCAGAGCUGCAGCAGCUGAAGCAGCAGCUCAGAGCCACACAACUAAAGUUACAGCAGGAGGCCAACGACUUUGGAGAGAUGCGGAUCCUCUUCAACUCUGCUGUGUCUGACAAGGUCACUCUGAGGCAAGAGCUCACCUCUGCUGAGAAGACCAUCGUAAGACAGAAGAAGAGACUGGAGGAGCAGGACGCUGUGAUAUGUGAUCUGCAGCUGAAGACGAGUGACCACAACUGUGGACGAGCCUGCAGCAGGAGCCGCUCUAAAGCAGCUUCCAUCCAGACAACAGCCCAAGAGAAGGAGCUCAACGAGAUGAAGGAGAUGACUUCACAGGAGGAGGUCUUCUGCCUCAUCAUAGAGAAAGAGCGCAUUCUGAAAGCUCUGGGGAGGCCUGAGGAGCAGCAUGGACACAGGCCACAGAGACCAGCAGGAGUAGGGGACCAGAGGGGAGCGUCCAGGCGCUGUCAACACUAA
Messenger RNA from Knipowitschia caucasica, 954 nucleotides. The record is from the annotation of a GenBank genome assembly. NCBI's taxonomy places the organism in Eukaryota, Metazoa, Chordata, Actinopteri, Gobiiformes, Gobiidae.